Molecule: messenger RNA, 2093 nt
Organism: Vicugna pacos (alpaca)
Lineage: Eukaryota; Metazoa; Chordata; Mammalia; Artiodactyla; Camelidae
Gene: ARRDC2
Product: arrestin domain containing 2
Biological process (GO): protein transport
Cellular component (GO): cytoplasm; plasma membrane
Source: RefSeq, a predicted model, not a curated record
CGCGUGGAGAUUGUGAGCCACCGUACCAUGCUACUCACGCCAGACACUGGAGAGAUCACAACACUGCCUCCUGGGCGCCAUGAGUUCCCAUUCAGCUUCCAGCUGCCACCGACGCUAGUGACUUCAUUUGAAGGCAAACAUGGCAGUGUCCGAUACUGCAUCAAGGCCACCCUGCACCGGCCCUGGAUCCCUGCCUGUCGGACAAGGAAGGUGUUUACUGUUAUUGAGCCAGUGGACAUCAACACGCCUGCUCUGCUGGCCCCUCAAGCAGGAGCUCGGGAGAAAAUUGCCCGAUCCUGGUACAGCAACCGUGGCCUUGUCUCCCUCUCAGCCAAGAUCGACCGCAAGGGCUACACGCCAGGUGAGGUCAUCCCCGUGUUUGCCGAGAUCGACAACAGCUCCACGCGCCCAGUGCUGCCUCGGGCGGCCGUGGUCCAGACACAGACCUUCAUGGCACGAGGUGCCCGCAAACAGAAACGAGCAGUGGUGGCUAGCCUCUCGGGAGAGCCUGUGGGCCCCGGGCGGCGGGUGCUGUGGCAGGGCCGGGCGCUGCGGAUCCCACCUGUGGGUCCUUCUAUCCUGCACUGCCGUGUACUACAUGUGGACUACGCCCUCAAGGUCUGUGUAGACAUCCCAGGCUCAUCCAAGCUGCUCUUGGAACUGCCGCUGGUCAUUGGCACCAUCCCUCUGCAUCCUUUCGGCAGCCGCUCGUCCAGCGUGGGCAGCCAUGCCAGCUUCCUGCUGGACUGGGGGCUGGGGGUCCUGCCGGAGCAACCUGAAGCCCCUCCCGAUUACUCAGAGGUGGUGGCCGUGGAGCAGAGCCCCUUCCCACUACUCCAGGACACUGACAUGAGUGUUGAAGGCCCCUUCUUUACCUACAUCCAAGAGUUCCGCUUCCGCCCUCCACCCUUGUACUCUGAGGAGGAUCCAAACCCGCCCUCAGAGGCCAUGAGGCCACACUGCAGGACCUGCUGAGGGACCAGUGGAGACUUCAACGGAUGAGGCUGCACAUGUGCUUUGAGCCCCUGUGGCCAUGAGGAGCGGCUGGAUUAAGAGCAUACCCACCUGAGUGCACUGAAGUUGGGGAAACUGAGUCUCAGAAGUGGGCAGGGCUGUUCCAACAUCACACAGAACAGAGGAAGAGCCAAUCUGGAAUCUGACAAAUCUGGACCCGUCCUCAUAAGGUAUCAAGUGCCCAGCGUGGGAUCCGAGAGACUGUUCAACCUGUCUGUGCUGACCUGUGAGCAGGGACGGUGUCCCCCAGAAGCCUCUAGUCUGGCAGGAACAGAACCAGACAGAAAUACUUCCAGUCCUGUGGGACCAGAGGAAGGGACCCUGAUCUGGGAAAGUCCGAAGGGGAAGCAAAGAAGGCUUCCUGGAGGAAAGGGCAUUUUAGAUGAGGCUUUGGCCUAUGAAUAAGAGCUCCGCAUGCGGGCAGGCAAGAAGGAAAAGUCGAAGAAGGUCAGAGCUGAGUGAUGUUUGGAGACUGCCCCCUUCAUCUUAGAACUGGGGCUCAGAAAGCAAGUACCUCAAUCGAGGCCGCACUGCAAGUUCUGGCAGGUGAGAGGGCCCAGGAAUGAGGCAUUCAGGGAAGCAAGUCAUUGGAGCUGUGUGGGGCCUGUGGGUGGCAGGGGCAGCAGCUCUAGCCUUUGAAACCUUUGAAAGCCAGAGAUUCCCAGCCUAGGCUGGGCUGCCCAGGGGCCCCUCCACACACUCCAUUGCAUACUCCUGGGUACUGCAUGGACCAAGAAACCCGGGUUCAGAGUGGGACAGACAAGACCAGCUGUAUAACUUGCAAAAUGAAGAUGUGGGGCCCAUUGUUCAAGGAUUAAGAAUUUCAAGAUGGACAGCAGAGCAUUAAACUAUGCUAGGGGGACGGAGGUUAGCCUGGGAUGACACAGAAGGGCCAGGGUGUUUCUGGACACCCCCUGUGUCCUGGAGGAACAAAACAUGAUGGGGCAGAGCCCCCAAGGGCAGAGUCCCAGCCCGGCUGGGGCAGGGCCCCCGCCUGGGACUCUGCAUUUCUGACAAGCCUUAAAUUGUCCUCUUUUGUACAAUUUUUUAAAAAUAAAAGCAUGGAGGAAGAGACUGGG